AUGGAAAGUGAACAGAACACACCUGGGCUGGGAUCCGUCCAUCUGGCGCAUCCUCGCGCGAUCGCCGCUCUGGUGGUCCUCCAUGGGUACGUGGAGUCAAAGAAUGUAACAAGCCCCACCGAUACAUCGUCAAAAACGACUACGACAACAAAGGCGAAGGAAACGACAACGAAAUCGGUUUCAACUCCGACCACGGUGUCCACGAAGAAGGCCUCACCGGCGGAGAAGAAGCAACCGGGCAGUGAUCGGGAGGCGCGUGGUAAACGAACGCUCGAGUUUGGUAACUUUGGCAAUUACAACUACUACCAGAGUGUACCGGCACACACCGCCCAACGCCGCGUGUCGCACGCGUACCAAGAUCCGGGACAGUAUAAUCACUACCAGAGCAACUUCAUUCAGCCGCAGUACUCCUACCAGCAGCAUCAUCAUACUGGUCCAGCUGGUCCCGGCGCUGUAGGAUCGUUCCAAGGUUUUGAAGGUGAUAGCACCAACAGCAUCGGUAGCUUCCAAUCGCUUCCACCAGUGGUGCAUCCGCACUAUAUCGAACCACCGGAGCCGAUCAUUGAGAUUAUCAUCAAGGAAAGCAACGAUUCGCUACCGCUCGAUACGCAAACCAUCCUUCCAAAGCAGAAGAAGAAGAAGGAAGAGGUACAAGUAUUCUACGUAAAGUAUCACAAGGAUGAAACGAACGGACAGCUCGUACUGGAUGAUCCACUACCGGCAAUUAAGCCUAUUCCGGAUGAGAGUGAAGAAGAGGAAGAUUUGUCGCAGGAACCGAUCGUAGUGACGCCUAGCCCACCGUUGAAGACGACCACGCUACGCGCCGUUAUCAAUCCUGACUCGGAAAAGUACCACAGUAACAGCGGUAUUCGGAUCUCAUUCGGUGUGGAAGAUAAGCACCAGUCUGGCCAUCAGCUGUCGGAGACGGAGAGUGAAUCGGUAGCACAGCCGAUUGUCGCUCUACCGCAGCAUGUUGUUGAUCAGCGUUCCAAAUCGGAUGUGUUCUACCAACAGCAUCAACAGUUCGUACAGCAACAACAUGAUCGCUCGGUGCGACAGCACUAUCAGCAUCAGCCUCAGCCGCAACCGCAACAGCCUCCACCACCACCGCAACAGUACCACCAUCAGUUCAAUGUUCCCGUGCAGCAACCUCAGUACCACCAUCAACCACCGCCACAAGCUCAGCCACUGGUUCAGCAACAUCAGGAACCGCAGAACUUUGGACAACGAUUUGCUCCGGCCACUCCGCAACCCUACCGAGCACAACCUCCACCACCACCACCGCCACCACCACAGCCGCAACCACAGUUCCAGCAGCAUCAACAACACUACCAGCAGCAUUACCAACCGCAACCGCAACCCCAACCGCAACCUCAGCCACCGCCACGUGUAGUGUACCAGCAGGCACAACCGCAACCACAGCACGCCCAACAACAAUACCAGUUCCGUGGACAGUACAAUCCUCCGCAGCAACAACCACAGCCACAAUAUUUCACCCAACAGGCGCCUGUUCCUCAGCCUCGACCGCAGCAGGUUCGCUUCCCUGCACAGCAACCACCCCAGCAGCAGCAGAAUUAUUACCAGCCUCAACCACCUCAGCAGCAGCAGCUACCACAACAGCAACUUCAAUUCCAACGGCAAGAGUACCAGCAACCGAAACCGAUUCCGAUUCCGAUCCACAAUAUUAACCAACAACCACCACUAAGGCAGCAGUACUCUACUCAGCAGCUGCAACCACAGCAGCAGCCUCCUCAGCCACCGAAACCACAGCCACAGUUUAAUCAACCCUUCAACAACUUCUACAAACAGCAGCCUCAGUCCGCACCGCAAGUACAGCAACAACAGUUCCGCAAACCAGCACCACCGCAACCAUCGAAUCUUCAGCAACCUCCCUUCCUGUCGGCUCGCCCUCAGGCACCGCCUCAACCUGCCCAGACAUUCUUCGAUGUGCCGCGUCCCGUGCAGGGUGGAUUAGUGCAACAGGCGGCACCGAACCUAGGCCCCACCCGGGCACCGGAGCAGCACCAGCUGAAGGGACUUUCCCAUUCGAGCCUUUCCGAUAACGAGCACCUCUCUAACUUGAAGCACGUCCUACCGGCGGGUGGCGAAUUGGUGCCAUCGGUGUCGAAGUACGAAAAACACAUCACGGAAACGGUUAAUGGGCCAACGACGGGACAGCGCUUAUCAGUAGGCGUGAACGAAGCAGUGAACCGUCCACCGUUCUAUAACAUUCAGCCAUCACAAGAACUGAUCAGCCAUUCGAUCGAACCAACAAUUGAAACUGUGCAGAAUAAAAACAUUGGCCCGCUUGCUUCAAACAUUGGGCCGCUUCCGACGCCUCAGAAGUACGUCAGCCAACAGGCCGCACAAGUCAUUCCGAACUCGGAACCAAUCAACUAUCGCGUGGACCCUCGCUUUAAUGCCAACUUCGAAGGUGGUGCAUCAACAGUACAGGGCCCAAGCAGUACACCGUCCACUGUAGGUACUACUCGCACCACCUACUCUCCCACAUUCUCCACAACGCCACGUACGACCGUAAAUCGCUACACGGUUCCUCCAUCCCCAACGACGACACCGUACCGCACUACUCGUCCGACAGCGCCGCCGACAACUACGCCGCAACCACGCUCGGCCGCUGAACAAGCUGAAGCCAAUGAGAAGAAACAGAAGGCACUGUUCGAGCUGCCCGAUGAGGUACCGGAUGAUCUAAGAGAACAGUUGCUGUCGUCAGGAAUUCUGGAAAAUGCUGAUAUUAGCGUGCUGGACUAUGACAAGAUCGGUGAGACGGCACUAGAGAACCUGCCGCCAGAGCAUUUGGCGAACUUCUUCAAUGCCGGAGGUGGCUCCCAGUUGGCCGGGUCAAACAAUGUACUAUCUGUAGUAAAACCGAACGGGGAUAAGCUGGCGGAGAAGUUCAUUACCAAGAACUACGACGUUAAGGAUAAGCGUGAUGAGCGCGAUCGGUACGAGAUUGCGAAACCGAGUGAAAGUGGCAGUGAAACGGUUCAGGCUGCGGAAGAAGAUCAACCGACGAUUGUGACGAUGCCGGAGCGGCAAAAUGUGGACUUGAAGGUUGUGCGUUUUGAUUCGAACAAUCAGCGCAACGUGACCGAUCGUUACAUUAAGCAAGACUCAACCAUUCUGUCGUCGGUCGAUGUAACUGGUGAGGAUGAGUCCGGUGCGACGGAUCAGGUGUUCAACCGUUACCUACCGCUAAAGAUCAACGGUGCUCAGUUCCCGAUUCCGGAUGUGGUUGAAUUGCGCGGCCGUAAGAUUGCGAGUGUGGUUGUACUUGCUCCGGUAGAUAACGGACCGACGACGACGCCGGGACGGAAUGCAGACAGUGCCAGCGAGGAGAGUACAUCGAGCGAUUUUCUAAUCAACGCCGAAGAUGACGCGACAGACGAGCAGCAAGAUCAGCAACAAUCACGAUUCGAGCGCGAUGUACUGCUAGAUUCCAAGAAGAUCAAGUUCAUUGCUGGUGAAGCGUUGAAACUGUUGAUUAAGAAACCUUCGAGAGAAAACUUCCGCCGGUGGUUGGACCGCGAGGGCAAAACAGACGUUGAUUUGCAGAGCGUGGUACUAUUGGUAACGAGAAAUGACGAUGAUGAGCAAGAAAUAUUUAUGUACGACAUUGCCACCAAAGGUGUGACACAUCUGAGCGGUGAACUAUCGGCAGCCUUCGUACAGGUGGCCGAAGAGAACGCCAAGACGCAAAACUUCGACGAGGUGCCCAUCGUAGACAGUGGUAUCGUGGAGCAGAUGGAAACGAAGUCAUCAUCCGAAACCAACCCGGACUAUGGUUCAUACGCGUUGACAUCGUCGGAAGAGCUGGACGAUCAAGCGCAAGCCUCCGAGCGGAAAGCGAUUUACGUCUACCCGGAAAACUACCGAGGGUUGGAGGUAAACUCCGGCUACAGUAACAUUAAGAAGUAG
This is a messenger RNA of Anopheles marshallii, 3936 nucleotides long. RefSeq lists its product as uncharacterized. Bases 1 to 3936 code for a protein of 1311 amino acids. The transcript has 4 exons. NCBI's taxonomy places the organism in Eukaryota, Metazoa, Arthropoda, Insecta, Diptera, Culicidae. The record is from RefSeq and is a predicted model, not a curated record.